Ophidiomyces ophidiicola is the source of this 492-nucleotide messenger RNA. RefSeq lists its product as uncharacterized. The record is from RefSeq and is a predicted model, not a curated record. Lineage: Eukaryota; Fungi; Ascomycota; Eurotiomycetes; Onygenales; Onygenaceae. The coding region runs from base 1 to 492 and encodes 163 amino acids. The transcript has 2 exons.
AUGCAUGCAGAGCAGCAAAUCACUUUGUUGGUCAACUCAGAUUCUCAGGCAUUGUUCAUUGAGUCAGACUCUCAACUGCCAUUUUUCAAUUCAGAUUUUCAGCUGCCAUUCACUGAACCAGACUCUCAACUGUCAUUCACUGAAUCAGACUCUCAAGUAAUUGAAUGCACUUCUGUGGACAUCUGCAUCUUCAGAGAUCUGAUAGACAAUGAAGAACAUAGCAUCACAGCUAGCACUGCAUCUGAUCAAUCAGACACUGAGUCUGAACCAGAAGAUGUUGUCAUUCAAGACAUCUUGAAGAAGAUACUGCAUGACAUGAGAGAGUCAUCUGAUUCUAUUAAUCUCAUUUCACAAUCUGAAACUUCUUUCAAGCAUAUCAGUAUGUGUCAGAAUGAGGCUGUGGAGAAUCAGAAGACCAAAUUCAACAUGAUUAAGACAUCAGUAAGUGUUAGUGAAGAUGCUGAUCAGUUUAUGAUUGUGUUAAGUCUCUGA